AUGUCGACAGGAAGCUUCUCCGCGCCCUCGCAGGUUCACACCUUCGAUGGGCUUUUAUCUGACUUUGACGGCACAAUUGUUGACUCUACCGAAGCAAUCGUGAAGCAUUGGCACCUAAUUGGUGAAGAGCUCGGUGUCGACCCCAAAACAAUCCUAGCCACAUCCCAUGGCCGCAGAAGCAUCGACACAAUGCAACUAUACGACAAAACCAAGGCCAACUGGGAAUACGUAAACUACAUUGAAGGCCGCAUCCCGCAACAAUUUGGCUCUGACGCCGUCGAGAUCCCAGGGGGCCGGGCUCUCCUCGCCGCUCUCGAAAACGCCGGCGCCCGCUGGGGCGUCGUAACAUCCGGCACCUCAGCCCUCAUCGAUGGCUGGCUGGGCGUGCUGAAGCUCGCACGGCCAAGCGUGCUCGUUGUAGCGGAGGAUGUCGACAACGGCAAGCCUGAUCCCAGCUGCUAUCUCCUGGGCCGCAAGAAGCUUGGUCUCGAAGACUCGACUUCGAUUGUUGUGCUGGAGGACGCGCCGUCGGGAAUCAAGGCAGGCAAGGCUGCUGGGUUCAAGGUGAUUGCGCUGAAAACGACUCACUCACUGGAGAAGCUCCAGGAGGCGGGAGCAGACUGGAUUGUAGAGGAUCUGCGCAGCGUCUCGGUGAAGGAGGUUGUGGAUGGGCGGGUUCAGAUUGAGAUCAAGAAUGCGUACCAAUGA
Penicillium chermesinum is the source of this 708-nucleotide messenger RNA. Its product is annotated as HAD family hydrolase. The record is from RefSeq and is a predicted model, not a curated record. NCBI's taxonomy places the organism in Eukaryota, Fungi, Ascomycota, Eurotiomycetes, Eurotiales, Aspergillaceae. Gene Ontology annotation, molecular function: beta-phosphoglucomutase activity; sugar-phosphatase activity. The transcript is spliced from 4 exons. Bases 1 to 708 code for a protein of 235 amino acids.